AUGUCCAAUGGAUACGUGGAACCACGCCGUAAUGCCACGGACCAGGUGACAAAAAAUUCAGAUAUGCGCAUAACUAGCAUGCUUGCUCUCGCGGGAAUGGCAGCGCUGCGUCGCGACGACAGCCGCGUCAUUAUCCACUUCGAUUAUGACUGUUUCUACGCAAGCGUAUUAGAAGCAGAAAACCCUGCCUUGAAGUCUCUGCCAUUGGCUGUACAGCAGAAACAGAUCGUGGUUACUUGCAACUAUGAGGCACGAAGAAGGGGCCUGAGGAAGCUACAACUUAUCAGGGAGGCCAGGCAGAUAUGCCCUGAUGUUGUCAUCGUUCUUGGGGAGGAUCUAACCAAGUUCCGUAAUGCCUCCAAAAUCCUGUACGAUUUCUUGAAAGGCUUUCUGUGGACGCAAAGGGCUGAGAGACUGGGCUUUGAUGAGGUAUUCCUAGAUGCUACUGACAUGAUCGACUAUAACAUGGCACUUCUAAAUCCCUAUGAUUUGGCCCAUUCGUUCUUUUUCUUGGACAAGCAAGAUCCAACAAAUGGUUUCCAAUUCGAUGCCACCAAAUUUUGCGGACCAACCUAUCCCGAAUCAGCGGGAAUUCCAUUGUCCGACAAUACAAGGAUUGAAGAAUCUCAGCGCACUUUGACAUUACGCCUUAUAUUAGGGUCUCAUCUGGCACAUUAUAUCAGGUCUCGUCUCGAUAACGAGUGUGGAUACACCGCAACCGUCGGCAUUUCCACUUCAAAGCUGUUAGCCAAGCUUGUUGGCAAUACACAUAAGCCCAACAAUCAGACGGCCCUCAUUCCACCAUACGGUCUCAGUGCUAUCUCCAGAGAGGAGGGUAAUAUCCAUCGAUUUAUCGAUGACCAUGAAGUUGGCAAGAUUCCAGGCAUCGGAUUCAAGUCUGCACACAAACUUAGAACGUACAUAUUACAUCGCGAGGCUAAAUUCAAGCCCUACACGGAACGGGACGAUAAAGAUCAAGUCAAAGUGCGGAAUGUUCGUCUUUCUUCAACAAUGGGACCUUCUAAAUUGCUCGAUAUACUAGGAGGUCCUGGUACUCCUAGAGACAUCGGCUUCCGUACAUGGGAGUUGUUGAAUGGCGUGGAUAACAGCGAAGUUCGGGAAGCACGAGCUGUCCCCAAGCAAAUAAGUAUUGAAGAUUCAUAUAUGGGAGUCGAGAAUUUUUGGGAUGUCAAAAAACAACUUCACCUUCUUUCCACCAGUUUAAUCCAGAGGAUGAGGACGGAUCUCAUAGAUGGAAAUCAGGGCACCGACGGAGAAGAUCUACGUUGGAUGGCUCAUCCUCGCACUCUCCGUCUAUCCACUCGACGCAGAUCUUCCAAGAAUGCAGAUGGCUCGCGAGACUAUUGUUUCACUAAUGGGAGAACGUCACGUUCAGCCCCUCUACCGAAUUUUAUUUUCAACCUUGCUGAAAGUGCCGAGGUCGUGGCGGAGAAAUUGGUAAAUGAUUGCCUUGUCUCCAUGUUUCGUAAGCUGUACCCGGAUAAAUCAUUCGGGGAGCUGAGCUUGAUAAAUGUCGCAGUCACCAAUAUGGUGGAGAGUGCCGGUGUGGAAAAACAGAGCAGUGGUAGAGAUAUCGGUAAAAUGCUCAAGCAACAGAGGUCAGAUGCUGCUAGCAAGAGUGAGAAAGGCACCGAAAACUUUCAUCAGGACUUUUUAGCGCAAGAUGAAUCUUUUCUGAAUAAUCACUCCGGUGCCCGAGUCGAUGAAACGACGUGGGAAGAAAGUGACGAAGAAGAGGUCCUCUCCACUCAGGUAUGCGACGUGUGCGGUAGCCACAUUCCUCUUUUUGCCUUCUCCGCGCAUGCCUUGUACCAUAGAGUACCUGACUAG
Molecule: messenger RNA, 1851 nt
Organism: Talaromyces atroroseus
Lineage: Eukaryota; Fungi; Ascomycota; Eurotiomycetes; Eurotiales; Trichocomaceae
Exons: 4
Coding region: 1-1851 (616 amino acids)
Biological process (GO): translesion synthesis
Molecular function (GO): DNA-directed DNA polymerase activity; damaged DNA binding
Source: RefSeq, a predicted model, not a curated record